AUGCUAUUCAAAAAUAAAUUUAAUACAUUUUUUGAGAUAGUAAGAUCUCAUGCAUACUACGCUUAAGGAAUAGGUUUGAUAAUUACAAAAAAGCUGAAUGAUAAAGAAACUGAUAAAUUAUGUUAAGAUUUACUUACAUUUCAAAAUAACUAAAAACUAAUUCUAGAAUUGAUAGGAUGUGGUCUUAAAAACUAAAUUUUGGCUUCUAUAAGUACAGUCUUGUUAAAAUUUUAGAAUCUAGAAUACCUCUUUAUUGAUAUUUCACACAACGAAAUAGAUUCAUAAGGAUUAUCUGCUUUUACUUCUAGUCUACAAAAUUUAUCUAAUUUAAAAUCUUUAAAAAUUAUAUCAAGGCAUAAUAAGCUAAGCUUAACUUGCAUGAUUUUGCAAUUAUAAAAAUUGAAGUAGCUUACAAUUCUAGAUAUAGAUUUAUAACACAGUUAAGCUAAAGAUCAUGGAAAUAGUCUUUAAGGCUAAUCUUUUUAGAAUUUGAACAAUUUAAACACUUUGAUUCUUAAAUUUGGUUAGUUUGAUGAAUAGUUUCUUGUAAAAUUUGGCUCUACUAUAUCAUAACAGUCAAAUCUUCAAAAUUUAUCACUUUUUUUAAGCAAUCAACGCAUAGGUAACUAGACUGCACAAAAACUUUGCUCUGCUUUAGUAAAAUGCAAAAGUUUAUAAUAUAUUUGCUUAGAAUUUGAAUCCAAUUAAAUAGGAAUAAGUGGUGCACCUUAAUUAGGAUCAAAUCUAUCAAAAUGCGCCAACCUUACAAAAAUAAUUCUUGGUUUAAAAAACAAUAAAAUACGAGAUAAAGGUCCUUUAGGUUUAGGUAUAUAAUUAUCAAAUAUAAGGAAUCUUUAAACCUUACAGCUUGACAUAAGCAAAAAUAAGAUGAAGGAUUUUGGUCUACUUGGAUUAGUUUAAAGCUUAUCAAUAUGUGAAAAUCUAGUUGAUUUGUCUCUUAAUUUGGAACAUAAUAAAAUCACUAUAAAUGGAAUUGUCAGCUUAUGUUAAGCUCUAUCAAAUUAUAAGAAAUUGCAAAAUCUCUGCCUUUGUAUGAAUUUUUACAAAAUUAAUGAUGAUUGCAUUUCUGAUAUGAGUUUAGCUUUUGCUAAUUAUAAAGCUCUCAAAAAUUUAACACUAGAAUUAAAGUAUAAUUAAAUAGGAAUUUAAGGUUUAUAUAAUUUAGGUACCUCUUUAUCAAACUGCUAACAUCUUUCAACCCUUAAUCUUAAUCUUUUCAAUAGCAAAAUAAAAUUUACAGGAAUUUAGAAGUUUUUUAAUAUUUUGAAGAUUUUUAAGAGUAUUAAUGUGAUUGAAAUAGAUUUUAGAAAAUACUAAGCAGACUACACGUUUUUAGAAAUAUAAAUCUAAAAAAAUUUAUUCUAAAAAUCAAAGAAAAAACUAUAAAAGUGUUUAAGACUUGUAUAAUAUUCAAUACUUUCUUGA
Messenger RNA from Tetrahymena thermophila SB210, 1446 nucleotides. RefSeq names its product kinase domain protein. Gene Ontology annotation, cellular component: nucleus; perinuclear region of cytoplasm; cytosol. The transcript is spliced from 17 exons. NCBI's taxonomy places the organism in Eukaryota, Ciliophora, Oligohymenophorea, Hymenostomatida, Tetrahymenidae. Gene Ontology annotation, molecular function: GTPase activator activity; small GTPase binding. The record is from RefSeq and is a predicted model, not a curated record. Gene Ontology annotation, biological process: activation of GTPase activity; nucleocytoplasmic transport.